AGCACCAGCAGCCCACGGCCCAGUGUGAGGCAGCGAUGGAGCUGAGCCCGGAGCCCAUGACUGGCUUACCUCUGCUGGCUGUGACAGGUAGCCCUGGGCCAGAGCUGCCUGGUGGCCCCAACAGAUCCUUCAACAGUUCCUGGGCCAGUCCAACAGAGCCCAGCUCCCUACAGGACCUGGUGGCUGUCGGGGUUCUGGGGGCCGUGCUUUCAGCCAUGGGUAUCUUGGGCGUGGCGGGCAACGUGUAUACUCUAGUGGUCGUGUGCCGCUUCCUCCGGGCCUCAGCCUCCAUGUAUGUCUACGUGGUCAACCUGGCACUGGCUGACCUGCUUUACCUGCUCAGCAUCCCCUUCAUUGUGGCUACCUACAUCACCAAGGACUGGCGCUUCGGCGAUGUGGGCUGCCGAGUCCUCUUCAGCCUGGACUUCCUGACCAUGCAUGCCAGCAUCUUCACACUCACUGUCAUGAGCAGCGAGCGUUAUGCAGCGGUGCUCAGGCCUCUGGACACUGCGCGGCGCUCAAAAGGCUACCGCAAGCUGCUUGCACUGGGCACCUGGCUGCUGGCCUUGCUGCUCACCCUGCCUAUGAUGCUGGUCAUCCGGCUGGUGUCCCGGGGCCCCAAGCACCUCUGCCUGCCUGCCUGGGGUCCACGUGCCCACCGUGCCUACCUGACAAUGCUCUUUGGGACAAGCAUUGUGGGACCAGGCCUGGUCAUCGGGCUGCUGUAUGUGCGCCUGGCCCGUGCCUACUGGCGGUCGCAGCAGGUCUCCUUCAAGCAGACACGCCGGCUGCCCAGCCCAAGGGUGCUCUACCUCAUCCUGAGCAUUGUGCUGCUCUUCUGGGCCUGCUUCCUGCCCUUCUGGCUGUGGCAGCUGCUGGCCCAGUACCUCGAGGCCCUUCCCCUUGCACCUCGUACUGUGCGCAUAGUCAACUACCUGACCACUUGCCUCACCUACGGAAACAGCUGCGUGAACCCCUUCCUCUACACUCUGCUCUCCCAGAACUUCCGAGAGCAUCAGCGCCGCCGCCUGCAUGCACCGGGGAGCAGCAGUGGCUAUGGACGUGCAGGCACUGCCAGCUUUGGGCCCAGCCGGACCCACACUCACUGCGACUCAAGCCGCUCGCUGUCCUCCAGCAGCCACCAGGCCACCGAGACCCUCCUGCUGUCUCCAGCUCCAGGAAGGGCCUGUGUCUGAACCCCUGGAGACAGUGUGAGAUUGGAGUAUGAGAGGCCAGGCUGGGAAGCCUAGGUCACAGCAGAACUACUCCUGGCCCUGCCUCCUCUGAGUCCAUUUCCCAAAAGCCCCUGCUACUCUCCUUGUCACUUUCUUCUGCUCCAUCAGUUCCUCCUCAUGAUGACAGUGCCCCAUGAACAGGCUACCUCCAGAGCCUUCAGGGGACUCCUGCCCAGACCUGACUUCUGCAGACAGUGAGCUAAGCCCUCCUCACCAUUCCCUGGCCUCUCACCCGGAACACAGGACACCAGCACCUGCCAUGCACCUGCCGUGCCCACCUAUCCUACCCACCUGCCCCAUCUGGCUUCUGUGGCUCUAUCCUCCUCCUUAAGCACUUGAACCAACAAAUCCACAGGAAGAAAGGGUGUCCUGGGCCUGGGAGGGAUCCCACAGCAAGCAGGAGAGUCUAUCUGUCUUUAAGGACUGUGCUGGCCCAAGGUUCAGUCCUGUUCAUCAUCCAGGUGGGGAAAGUAGGCAGAAAAGCAAAGCUGCCAAGGGUGGGAGGAAGACCACCCAGCUGUGACCACAUCAAAAACACAGAGGACAGGCCUGGGGCAGCAGCACAGACCAUAGCAGGGUCACAUUGGCAGAGAUGACACUUGUGCUGCCCCCAGACAGACCACUGCCCUGGUCUCUCUUCUGCUUCCAUUCUCUCUCUGGCUGACUGUUCCAUGUCCAAACCUGGGAAAGUGCCAAUGUUCCUUCCCUGUUCCCUCCACAGUGUUGUCCCUCCUGCCAGCUCCUAGGGCCCCUUGGAACCCUGGGUAGAGGACAUCUGUUUCCCUCUCCACAGGGGGCUCCCCAGAGACAGAGCCUCAGGACAGAACAGUGUCUGGAGCAACAGGACAGUCACUGUCAGGACGAGGUGCAUGUGGUGGCUGUCCCAGGUGUCUAGAAAGAGGUGGGCAUAGGAUGGGAGGUGUUUCUGGACCUGGACGGUCAUGGCUGGACAGUGCCUGGAACUGUGUGUUUCACCAAGGCUAAGAUGACAAAUAUUUUAUCUGAAAAACAAAAAGGGUUGGGAUGUAGUACCUCAGUGGUAAAGUCCUCACCCCAUACCACCAGACUCUGGGUUCCACCUCCAGUAUUGUAAGACAAACAAGCAAAGACAAAAGGGGGUGGGUUAGCAGAGGGCAUGGGACCUGUGGUAUAUAAGUGCCCUG
Octodon degus (degu) is the source of this 2398-nucleotide messenger RNA. It is a transcript of the gene Uts2r, whose product is annotated as urotensin 2 receptor. NCBI's taxonomy places the organism in Eukaryota, Metazoa, Chordata, Mammalia, Rodentia, Octodontidae. The record is from RefSeq and is a predicted model, not a curated record. The transcript has a single exon. Gene Ontology annotation, biological process: regulation of blood pressure; neuropeptide signaling pathway; blood vessel diameter maintenance. Gene Ontology annotation, molecular function: urotensin II receptor activity. Gene Ontology annotation, cellular component: membrane. Bases 36 to 1196 code for a protein of 386 amino acids.